GUUUUAAAUGUACGCGUGAUGUGACUGUUAUGCUGGCUGUCGUAUGAAGAAUACAGCACUGAAAAUCCUCAUAAGCAGAUAUGUUAAAUAGAUAGUUAAAAGAUGGCAGACUCACGGGAAAACUCAAGCAACUUGUUUGUGGAAGUUAUCGUAAGAGUCGUGUUGGCACUGAUAUUUAUUGAACUGGAAGGUGCAAAACCCUUUUCAAGGAAAAUACACCCUGAUGAAUUAUGGUUGUAUAAAAAUCCCAGAAGUGAGAGCUAUGUUCCUGUUGUUAUGUUAUGGCCCCUGGUUUUCAUUACACCAGCAGCUGUCAUAUUUGCCAUGUUCCUACUGCAGAGGGACAAAAUUGAUGUUUGUCAGGCAGUUCUGAGUUUGACUUUAGGGCUUUCCCUAAAUGGUGCACUCACUAACAUGAUAAAACUAAUUGUUGGACGACCGCGACCUGACUUUUUCUGGCGCUGCUUUCCAGAUGGAGAAGUUAACCCUGAUCUAGAGUGCACAGGAGAUGAGAGUGUAGUCUGGGAGGGACGUAAAAGUUUUCCUAGUGGGCAUUCAUCUUUUUCAUUUGCAAGUAUGGGGUUUGUUGCUUUCUACUUGGCUGGGAAGCUUCAUGUUUUUACACCAUUUGGAAGAGGAAGAUCUUGGCGCCUGUGCAUAUUUCUUGCACCCCUUACAGUAGCAACCUGUGUGGCCCUGAGCCGGACAUGUGAUUAUCAUCAUCAUUGGCAAGAUGUGUUGUGUGGCUCUCUCUUGGGUCUGUCAAUAUCAUACCUUUGCUAUCGACAGUAUUACCCAAGUUUAGACUCACUCCAUGCCCACAGACCUUACGUUGGUAUUAUUCCAUACUUGGAGCUUGAUGCUGUUCGCAGUACAGGGCAGCCACGUCCUCCUGAGGAACAAGUCAAAUGGAUAUAAACUUGAAAUCUUCUUCACAUACGGAUUUAAAGUGCAAGGUUCUCAUAUGUUUUUGCGAGACAAAGUUCUGCAUUUAUCCCAGAAAGUUUGAAAUUGACACCUGAAAGUAUUAGGAGGCUGAACCACUCAUGGGAUUUGGAUGAAGAAGCAAUUCUAACAAAGUAAUAGAAAUAGAUUCUGUGUGAAAUUCAGCAAAACAUCAGGCUUGUGUUGCAGUGGAAGAAUUUAUACAAAUCUCAGCAAUGACAAUCUUUAAUCAUGAAUCAAUAUUUAGUGACAUACUCACCUUUUAUUCUCUUGAAUGUGCGCUGGAAGUUGUUUUCUCAUAGAAUUCCUUUAUUCUAAUAUUAAAGUUCUUAUUUCCUUUGUUUCUUCAAUUUAUAUAUAUAUAUUUUCUUUUCUUGUAGCUUCAGGAAGAAAAGGUACUGAAAGUUAAGAUUGGAUUGGAUUGGGAAUAAAAUGAAAGUUGAUGGACUAGUUGAGUAAAUUAAGAUGGUG
Schistocerca piceifrons (Central American locust) is the source of this 1416-nucleotide messenger RNA. RefSeq names its product phospholipid phosphatase 5. The record is from RefSeq and is a predicted model, not a curated record. The transcript is spliced from 7 exons. Gene Ontology annotation, biological process: phospholipid metabolic process. Lineage: Eukaryota; Metazoa; Arthropoda; Insecta; Orthoptera; Acrididae. Bases 103 to 918 code for a protein of 271 amino acids. Gene Ontology annotation, molecular function: phosphatidate phosphatase activity.